Porites evermanni is the source of this 10967-nucleotide messenger RNA. The record is from the annotation of a GenBank genome assembly. NCBI's taxonomy places the organism in Eukaryota, Metazoa, Cnidaria, Anthozoa, Scleractinia, Poritidae.
AUGCGUUUGUCACUCCGUUUCAUGAUGACUCAAGCAGUUCAAACAUACGAUUAUCUUGUAAUCGGUGGAGGUUCCGGUGGUCUUGCUAGCGCUCGUAGAGCUGCACUACUUGGCGCCAAAGCUGCCGUUAUCGAACAUGGAAGACUUGGGGGAACAUGCGUAAGUAAACUUUAUCAGCCAUCUUUCAGAGCUACUGAUACUAAAGCGAGAUCUGUUUGUUCUGCGGAGCUGGUCCUACGGCAGUGAUAUUGGCCCGGUUUACGCCCAUAAGUUGGCAGAGAUUUCAUCGAUUUUCCAGAGAAUUUUGUCUGAAUGUUGCCUUCCUCUUCGUUUGAUUACAUUUGUCACCCAUCAACAGGGAGGCAUCAAAUUUUGGCAUAAAAGGUGUAAUAUUUCAGUCAGAGGUGUGAAAAAGUCAUGAAGCCUUGACAGCAUCAAAAUAGGCGAGGAUUGCCUUUUGAAUUUUAUUUUUUGCUUCCCACAAAUUCGCAUGUUAUCAAGAUCAGAUGCGCUGAUAGCGUUUACUUUUUUCCAAAACUAAAUACUACAUUAUUAGAUCGAGAGAUGAGUACAGUACGGUUGCAGUAGUUCGUGUUUAUUAACUUGAUGUGCAAUCUUUUUAAUGUGCGGUGAAUGAAAGGCAAAGAUCAGUAGGUUUUAAACCAUUGAUUUGCAAUUUAAACUGACCGCUCAGAAUAUCCAAAAGAGACAAAAUGAGAAGGAAACAACGUGACAUAGCAUUAAAUUAACAUUAAUUUAUUAAAGAAAUAUAUUGCACAGUCAUUGUAGACAACAUAUUCAUCCAUUAUAAAUAAUUGUCACACUUGUCAACCACUUAAUGUUGUCAGUACUUUUACUGAUCCGUUGGGUGGGUGGGGGAGGUAAUCCCACAUGAUUUAUCUAGAGGGGGGCCUGAGUGCCCAUGACCCCCUUUUGCGAGAAGCAUCUCUUUUUCUAGCAAGUUGAUAUACAAGCCAAAAUCCACAAAACAGUCCUUAAAUUCACUGCAUUUGAGUGAAGGAAUCUUAGCCAUCUUAUUUCCUAAUUUUAUUUAAAACUAUUGAGUGAAAGUUCACUUUGUUGAAAUUUAAGUCAUCACAUUAAGGGCCCGUGUACAUGGAGGUGGGGAACCCCAGGCAGGGGGUAACCUGCCUGUCCAUAUCUCUCAUUUUAAUUUGAUCAUGUUUACAUGAUUAUAUGGACAGGCGAAUAACCCACCUAAGCAUGUUACCUAAUCUUCCUAACACAUUCCUGUCCAUUUCUUCUUUUUUACCAGGUUAAUGUAGGAUGUGUUCCCAAGAAGGUUAGUGAUUCUUCUGGAUGAUCACCAUCCAGCAGUAAUGUUAGGGACGGUUCAUUAUUUAUGGGAAUGACCGGGUUGGGAAAAAACCGAACGGGCUUUGAAAAUUUUUCUUGCCGUGGCAACGGGCUUUGUGUUUUUUUCUUGAACAAAGAGACCGGGCUUUAAAAAAAUCAACAUAAACUAAAACUGUGGUAGAAACGCGGCAGUCGUUUGAUGAGAACAACACAUGGAAACUGUAUUCGUCAUUGAAAAUUCACCGGGUAAAUUGUGGUACUUUCAUAUCAAAUAAAUAUUGCUACAAUAUUUUUGGUAAUGCAGGGAUAUACCCUCAAGAAAAAGCUCGCGCUUUGCGAUCAAACACUCGAGAAUUUUGACAGGCCACGGAAUGACACAAAUGUACUUUGUGAGCUGCUCUUUUAUAGUUGUUUAUAUUCCUUGACAUUUCAGAGCUUGUAAUCAAAUUAGAAUUUCAAAUGAUGCACGGACAAGGAUUUUACUCAAAGUGAACUCCAACGGUUGGAAUAUUAAAUCUUCGGACUCCGCCAGACUGUACACAAGAAAACAAAAUGUUUUGAUCGAGGAUCUCAAGUUGCAACUCCUACUGAAUUGAAAAUAUUUUUUCUGCACGCACCACAGUGCUCUCCUUGCUGAAAAAAUUGAAGCUGACACCUUUUUUUUCAACAAGAGUAAUCUUAAGGAAUGCCAAUCUGCGACUCAGAAUAAGAAAUCGUGUGUCCCUGGAAGUGCGUACAUUAAAAAAAUUCUACGAUUCAUCGAUUCCCAUUACAAAAUUGGUGAGCUCUUUAUGGAGUACUUGUACGGUGACCAUUCUACAGCCAUCACUGAACGUUGUUCAUUUUGUUCUAACAAAGGAUGGACAAGUCCAGUGCCCAUGAAACGUAUUCCCCAGCCUGUGCCAGAUCCUGAAAAUCCUACCCAUUUUAAAUCGGUCAAUGACACACCAACUACCACAGAAAACGGGCAGCCUCGAGUGCCCGAUGAUUUUCAGCCACAUGCAAACAUAAAGAAAAUGUUUAGUGACGGCAUGUUAACAACGGAAGAAGAGCAGUUUUCGGAGAAAUUUGCCGUGGAGCCGCACUUGAUCAAGGCAUACAUUGCCUAUUUAGAAGAUCUUAAAAUACAAAGCGGCAUUAGAACAAGGGGGCACGCAGAACAAAAGCGUAAAAUGAUGUCCAAAACGUUUGAAGAAAAUGUCUGGCGCGAUCUCGUAGAGUCUGGAGAUUUAAAAAAGUUGCUUGUAUCUGAGCUGAAUAAAUACCUUAAACAUUACAAACUCGUAAGCAGCGGCACCAAAGCUGAAAAGAUACGGAGAGUCUCGUUGCAUGUGCUUCGCGGGAACCAUGGUCAACAGGAAGAUGCGAAUGAGUUUACUGACCAGGAGACAAAGGAAUGUGGAACGGAAGAUGACAGCGAGGAAAUUGACAGCUCAGGGAACGAUGAAAGUGAGGAGGAUAUUGUGUUCAAAGAUAUAUUUAGGACUUUUUCACUUAUUUGGCAAACAAUGAAACGCCUCAAGCUGGAUGGCAUUUGUUAACGUGCACUUUUCACAGAUGUUAAUAAAUUAUUGUUUGUAAUCGCUGAACUCGUUUGAUAGCCGUUUGCUGACUUGAACGGCUAACAGCUGUGUAUUUGAUCUGAACAUGCACUAGUUGCUCUAGUCUUAAAUAAACAUUGAAUGAUUUUCACAAGGUACUCACUUCAAUUUGAACAGGCUUUUGAAAAAUUUGACCCCAAAUACUGAACGGGCUAUGAAAAAACAAAAUGCCUUUUGGGCGGGCUUUAGAAAGAAAGAGGAAAGCUAUAAUUUUUUUCCCAACCCGGUCAUCCUCAUAAAUAAUGAACCGUCCCUUAGUUUAUUCUUAACUUAUUAAAUACUCUGCAAAUGAAGGAAACAAUGCUUUCAUUUAUAUUCUAAGCAGACCUCUCAGGGAAAUUAUCCACUUAUAAAUAAACUGGCCCUGGUUGUUCAAAUGUUGGAUAAAUCAUAAUGCAAUUCACCAGAUAAAUAACUAUCCAGCAUAAAGUAUUAGGGAACCCAAUUGCGUUAUCGACUGGAUAGAGAUUUACCCACUGGAGAGCGCUAACCACUUUACGAACAACUCGGCCCUGGAGUACAUCAAGCUAUGAUAACUGGUUGUCACAUCCUUCUUCAGACAGACCUAACUGUAGCAAACAUGAAUAUAUUAAUAGAUUUUUGAAUACUUGUCACAACUCUCUUCCUCGUGAAUUUUUUUUAUCAUAAAAAUAAUAACGCACCCUCCUGGUGCAAUAUUGCUCUACAUAUUAAUGUCAUUAUCUUUUGCUUCCCUGUAGGUGAUGUUUAACACUGCCGUGCAUGCUGAAUAUAUCCAUGAUCAUGCGGAUUAUGGGUUUGAUGUCACUCUGAACAACUUCUCUUGGGAGUAAGCAUAUAUUUUGUUCUCAAAUCCAUCAGCAGCAGCUGACUAAAAAUUUUUCAAUGUACUAAACAUUCUUAAUGAGAAAAGUGUGUAAUAUUAUGGUUUUUAUUAUAGGUCAGUGAAAAAUUCAAGAGAUGCUUAUGUCAAGAGACUAAAUGGCAUUUAUGAAAACAAUUUGCAAAAGGUAAUACUUUCUAUUGUAAAUUAAAAUAUUGAUUAGAAUAUUAUAGUUUUAGUGUUUUUCUUGGUAAGAGAAUUUGCAGCCAAAUAAUUNCAGGGAAAUUAUCCACUUAUAAAUAAACUGGCCCUGGUUGUUCAAAUGUUGGAUAAAUCAUAAUGCAAUUCACCAGAUAAAUAACUAUCCAGCAUAAAGUAUUAGGGAACCCAAUUGCGUUAUCGACUGGAUAGAGAUUUACCCACUGGAGAGCGCUAACCACUUUACGAACAACUCGGCCCUGGAGUACAUCAAGCUAUGAUAACUGGUUGUCACAUCCUUCUUCAGACAGACCUAACUGUAGCAAACAUGAAUAUAUUAAUAGAUUUUUGAAUACUUGUCACAACUCUCUUCCUCGUGAAUUUUUUUUAUCAUAAAAAUAAUAACGCACCCUCCUGGUGCAAUAUUGCUCUACAUAUUAAUGUCAUUAUCUUUUGCUUCCCUGUAGGUGAUGUUUAACACUGCCGUGCAUGCUGAAUAUAUCCAUGAUCAUGCGGAUUAUGGGUUUGAUGUCACUCUGAACAACUUCUCUUGGGAGUAAGCAUAUAUUUUGUUCUCAAAUCCAUCAGCAGCAGCUGACUAAAAAUUUUUCAAUGUACUAAACAUUCUUAAUGAGAAAAGUGUGUAAUAUUAUGGUUUUUAUUAUAGGUCAGUGAAAAAUUCAAGAGAUGCUUAUGUCAAGAGACUAAAUGGCAUUUAUGAAAACAAUUUGCAAAAGGUAAUACUUUCUAUUGUAAAUUAAAAUAUUGAUUAGAAUAUUAUAGUUUUAGUGUUUUUCUUGGUAAGAGAAUUUGCAGCCAAAUAAUUAGGAGGAGUUAAAAAAGCUCUUUUAAAAAAUUUGGACUUCACUGUUACAGUAACCUUUGAUCGAUUGAUUGAUUGAUUGAUUGAUUGAUUGAUUGAUUGAUUGAUUGAUUUUACUAUAACUUGGAAGAGUUUAAUUGGUUUUUACUGUACAUUAAUUUUAAAGGACAAGGUGGAGUAUAUUGUUGGCCAUGCAGUGUUCACACCAGAGGGAAGUGUUAAAGUUGGUGACAAUGUGUACAGUGCCAAACACAUUCUGAUUGCUUGCGGAGGGCGACCAACCGUACCCAAUUUUCAAGGUGAGACAUGAGGAUAACCAAUGCAAAAUUUGUGUUAGUUUAAUAAUAAUUUGUUAUAUGAUAAUAUUAUCAGCAUUUUGCACAAAUUCUCAGUGAUUGUGAAAGAAAAAACUGCUAAGCUGACAUUUACUAGUUGAAUAACAAACCACAUUCCUGCAUUUCAUAAGAUCAAGGUCAAAUGUUAAUUUUAAUAAGCUUAAUCACAAGAUUGCAUAAUUUUGUGCAAAAUACAGAAGCUUAAUCUGGAUAAAUCAAGCAUUGGCUUAUUUUUGACUUUUUUCUUUACUGAAUAGUUUCACCAGAAAAAAAAAAUAAUUAAAGAAGCACAAAAAUCCAUCAACUCUGCCUGUUCACAUACACCCUGUAGAUAGCAAUUACCUUUGAUGAACCUGCAGUUUGCUCAAUUUAUUCCCAACAGGCUGCCAGUAUGGUAUCACCAGUGAUGGCUUCUUUGAAUUAGAGGAUCUUCCAAAGUACGUAGCUGUCAGUGAUGUGAUGAUCCUUGAUUAUUAAAUUGUCUAGAUGGUUCUCCAUGAAUUUUCAGGCUUAGUGUCUUCCUCUGGUACCCUGGAACUCAACUCUUAACCCGCAAAAAAACAUGAUGAAAUGCAUCUUAGACUAGUCCAAGGACCAAACUAUUAACUAUAAACUAGACUGGAACUAGUACUCUCCCCAAUCUUCCACUGCAGCUACAGGCUUUUUCCCCCAAAAUCAUACCCAUUCUGUGCUUCUUUUUUUAACAAGUGGUACUUUUUUUAUAUUUAAUUAUUUUACCAUCAGGAAAGUAGCCGUCAUCGGAGCAGGGUAUAUAGCAGUGGAGCUUGCGGGAAUAUUGAAUGCUCUUGGUUCUAAGGUCUCAUCACUAAUCAGAUAUGAUAAGGUAACCAUUUGACAACUGUACACUACUAUAUGUAAAUAUACUACCCUGUUUAAUAUGAUCACUAAUGGACCGUUAAAAUUAAGGCUUAUUAACAAGGUGUCAUAUUAGCGAAGAGGCGUCAUAUUUCAUGGCUAGCUUCUUUUCUCUCUUAAAAUUUUAAGGGUGCCAGUGCAUUGCUAAUUCAUUGUUGACUUUAUGAAAGGACUGUUUAUCUUCAAAGUGACUAAUAUGUAGUUACCAAUGCUAAUAAAAUUCUAAUUUCAUUUGUCACUUGUCUGUCCUUUGAAAAUAUGCACACUUGGUUUGAUUGGCUGUAUUAAAGUGGUGCAGGGUUGGCACACACCUUGAAAGUCCUUGGAAAAAUCAAGGCCUUGAAAAUCUUUGGAAAUUGCAGUUGACGUGCUGGAAAGUCCUUGAAUUUCGGUGCUAACUUUAUCCAUCCCAGAUUCUCAAGUGCCUAAUAUGAAAAUCAAAUUACUGAUGUUGUGGAAGAACUAAAAAGACUUAGUGGACUCCAGGUUCUUUUUUGCACUGAAUAGAGUCUUUGAAAAAUGGGAAAGGUGUCCUUGAAAGUCCUUGAAUUUUUUUGUUCAAAAAAGAGUACAAACCGUGGUGGUGAAUUUGUGGAGAAAUGUGUACGUGGGAAUUUGAUGUUAAUGUGGCUGUUGGCUGUGUUAAUGAGGUUUUCUUUUAAACAAAGUGGCCGUAUGGCACUUUUAAAGUCUUAGAUGCCAUUUUUGCUGGUUUGUACCGUUAUGAAACUAUGCCAUACUUUUUACCAUCUAAAACGUCUCACGUAAAUUAAUCCUGUAACUCGCUCCUCUGAUCAGACUCCAUUAGCUAUUUCUUUUUAAGCAGUUAGUUCUGCUUUGUUUACAGUUACCACUUGUUUCGCCAACCAAAUACAGAAGUGCAGAAUAAAUUAAAGAUCAAACUCAUUAUGAUAUGCCGCUUUGCUUUAUGCGACAGGUUCUUCGAACUUUUGACUCGAUGCUAAGUGAAGGAGUCACCAAUGAGAUGGUUAAAGCUGGAAUUGACCUGCAUACUCACACAACUGUACGUGAAGCAAUAGCACGUACGACAGGCAUUUCCGGGGACGCUCAAGUGGUUUGGGGUGUAAGUGCGAAGCGCGAGACACGGAAGUAAAAGGCAACGGAAAAAUUACCUUUUUCCGUCUCUCGUGCUUUGCGCUUUGCGCCCUAAUAUUUUCCUGAGUGUCCCCAAUGAUGCCUGUCGUGUCAAUGCUUUUUUGCGCAUUUGCGUGUAUCUACUACCUUUGAGAAAACAAUUCGUAGUCAAGCGCUCAUUUUGUUGUUCUUGUCCAUUUUUAAAAUGGGCAUGGCUCAUCACGAGACUUCAGCCUUCGUGAAUCGUACUAUAUCGUAAAAGAAACUUGGCGUCUAUUUUUGUUAUGGUUAUAAAGUGGAUUGUUAUAAAGCUUAGAAGGUCUUUUACAGACCCACAUAACGUUUAUAAUCGUUCGUUUCGUAUCGUUUCUAAACUUCGUGUGGAGUGGCGUUUCACGUGCGCAUAAAUACUGAGCUUGGUCUGCCUGUGGUUGAUCUCUUGGAAGACGGAAAAUUGCCUGGGCGACUGAAAGCUUGUUAUUUGCUCCACUUCCGGGAAUCACCCUUCUCUCUAAGUUUUUCUCUUUAAUUCAAAACUGGAUUGUUUUAAUUGUGGUUGAUAUUUCCUUCCAGAUGGAAGAGAUCACAAAAGACAGCGCCAGUGGUCUAAUGACGCUACACACAUUGAAGAACAAAAAAGACAAGGUUGCCUUAUCUGGGUAUGACUGCGUCAUAUUAGCUAUCGGGAGAGUUCCAAACACUGACACUCUCAGUUUAGAUGGUCUGGUAAGUUGAAAGACUUAUAAAUAGGAAAAUAAUGGCCGAUUCUCAGAGGUGUUCUUAUGAUCAUGAAAUGUUAACCAAAUUUAGGACUUAUCUGGUCAUGGAAUUGACUGAGGCUAUGUUUGCUUCUUUAUAGCGGAUAGCUUUUGCGACGGCACAAAAACCAUACCGGAUAGGCGCGAAUUUUGUAACGGAGCGACGCUACACCGCGCCGAUCUCCAGAGUGGGGAGUCACUUAUCGGAUAGGUGUUCAUACUCUGAUACUGGAUAGCUUUUCAUGUCGGCUCGAAAAACUAUCCAGCACAGUGUGAAUCUUUCUUUGUUAACUUACAUAAUUUAGUGUCAAUAAUUAAAAAAACUUUUUACUAUUUUGUUUUGCCUCUUUGAAGGGUUCAGGGCUCUAGUUUUUGAUAAAAUUAAACAAAACCACGAUAUAUCGUCAAAACAUUAGGAACCUUAAGAUCCGACGACGGUGACCGUAACGAGAACGUCACAAAACCAAUAGGUUUGAUAACCAAAACUACAAUUUGCUCGGGUAUCACGCUAUUUUGCACAUUUCUUUGCCGUCACUGCUAGCACGACUACGACGUGAAAAUGCCUAAUUUCACGUUGUACAGAGGAAGUUCACAAGCGACUACGAAAUUUCCUCCCUCUUUCUGAAUUUGAAUAUGGUUGUUAGGAAUUCAGCUUCAGAAGGGUUCAGCUACAUUUGACAAAGUUAGUGACUUGGAGUAAUCGCGAUGAAGAUUGAAAGAACGUGAAUUCACUUUUUCAGCGACGUUUUUUCUGCCGUCGCCAUCCUCGGAUCUUAGGUCCCUAUUGAGUUGGACGACACGACGCCCUAUUACCAUCACAAGUCACACUCACUUUUGAUUCUCUUCUCUUGUAGGGCAUAAAUCUGGACAAAAAGGGACAUAUCUUGGUUGACGAGGUAUGUCUAUGAACUCACCAGUCUUAAAUUUUGCCCUAAACCUAGCUAAAACCAAAGAAAGUUAUUUUGCUUACAGUGUAAAAGCCCUGUCCGUGAGUUAUUAGCCUGCGCCACAGACGAAACUUUCUAACUCUGGUAAAAUUACGUCUGCGAUGCAGGUUAUGAGUUAUCCGGUAGUCAUACUGUUCUUUUUUUUUCAGUUCCAAAACACGUCAAAACCCGGUGUCUAUGCAUUGGGAGAUGUAUGUGGAAGGGCUUUACUCACGCCUGUGGCAAUCGCAGCGGGAAGGAAAUUAGCUCACAGAUUGUUCGACGGCAAGACAGAUUGGAAGUUGGAUUAUGACAAUAUUCCAACUGUCGUAUUCAGUCAUCCACCAUUAGGAACUGUUGGACUAACACAAGGUACCGCGAUAUUUAGCUUGCGUGCCGGGCAGGCGUUCGAAAACAAAGGGAUUGGUGAAUUCGAGCUCGCGAGAAGCGCGAAGGGCGCGCGAGGGGGAAUUAGAAUUCUGUUGCAGCCCAAAUCUUGGCCACAUGAGAAGCGGAACAAACUUCCACAGUGAUACGUAAAAACUUUGAGAAAUUUUUGGGCGACUAGGAAAUCUUAUUUUUUCAUAAAAACCACAUGAUGGGCACCCUGGAUUUCACAGGUUAAGAACAGCCUGGCAUACAAAUUUAGAUAAACUUUGAAAAAGAUCUAGUAAACGUCUUUUCCGUUUACCCGAAUGCGCUGCGUUGCAAAUCCUCCUAGUUCAUGUCCAUUUAUUUAUUUAUUUUCUUUUUUUGUUUACUUCAGAGGAAGCCGAAGAGAAAUACGGGAAAGAUAAAAUAAAGGUUUACAAAACAUCUUUCACCAACAUGUAUCACGCACUUACAAAGCGCAAAACGGGAACACUGAUGAAGCUUGUUUGCCUUCUACCGGAAGAAAAGGUGAGGCGAAAUGUAUAACAUCUUUUUUGAUAUUUUUUGGUCUUCCUUGACAGUGAAAACUUGUUCGUGUGAGUCAGGCUUUCACUGGUUGCUUGUUUUUGUUGUGGUUGUUGUUUGUUUUCAUAAUUUCCAGUUGCACGUGCAAAUCGUGUUGCUCUGUCAUCCACGUGCAAAUUGCACGUGCAUAUUGUUGCGUGCAAAACGUGCAUAUUGGUUUGACAAACCUGCAUGUAAGGAUUGUUUUUCAGGUUUCCUUCAUACAAAUGUUUUCAUUUUUCAUCAUUUCUCUUCUUUUCCCUCAGGUCAUUGGACUGCACAUUUUGGGAAUAGGCUGCGAUGAAAUGCUGCAGGGCUUUUCCGUAGCGGUUAAAAUGGGAGCAACAAAGAAAGAUUUUGAUGCUACUGUGGCGAUUCACCCUACAUCCUCUGAAGAACUGGUUACAAUGCGCUGAUUCGAUUUAGCAUAACAGUGGAACCUAGAUAUAACGUUAGGCCUUGGGACGUGCAAAUCUGUUCGCUUGUACGAGGUUUCGUUAUAUCGAGGUUCUUUUUCAUAUAUUUUACUGUUAAAAAUCGUUCGAAAAUCGUUCGUUUUACCGAUGACUUCUUUAUAUCGAGGUUCCACUGUAUUACAUACCUUGUAUUUACAGACUCUUUACAGACCAAUCACAAGUAAAACCAAAACAAAUCGUGGUUUCCCAUACGUAUUUUCCCGCGCUUCCAGCGCCGUAUGCAGAAAUUCACCCCGAACCAUCGCCUAGAAUGCUACUGUUUCUCGUAACUGGCACUUAUAGUGCCCAAUUCUCAGUUGUGCACAUUCGUCAGAUCAGAGGUGUGAUUGGCUCUGUAGAUUUUCCACGUGAUCUCUGAUUCGUCAAAUUUUAUAUUAUGUGCUUGUGUUUUGUUUUCGUUUUACAAACGAAACUUGUUUUGUACCCGCUGAUACAAAUAGUUUAAGCUCAGUUAGAAAAUUUUGCACUGGAAAAUCUGGCCAACAGCCUGUUGUAAAAUAUGUCAAUAAAAGAGUGACAGAGCGGUGAAACGCAAAUGACUUGUGUAAGGCAUGUACUUUGUGCAACGUUUAAACGUGUAGUUUUACGCGUUUAUAGGGAUACAGUGCGCAGUUUUACUGAUUUGUAGAUAAGUAUAUCUAGCCGCGUUUUUGAGAAUUUGCAGCUAUUUGAGUGAAAAAGGGCAAAAUGGCAGAUUUUUUGCGUCCAAUAAGCUCGAAAAUAACAAUUUCAAAGGAAAAAGAACUAGAAAAAGCGAGGAUGACGAAAGGAAAAUCAAUGAUUGCACUCUUAGUUUUUAUAUUAGGCACUUUGGAGAUUUUUUU